Molecule: messenger RNA, 759 nt
Organism: Eurytemora carolleeae
Lineage: Eukaryota; Metazoa; Arthropoda; Copepoda; Calanoida; Temoridae
Exons: 6
Coding region: 3-533 (176 amino acids)
Source: RefSeq, a predicted model, not a curated record
AAAUGGGACAGUGUGCCGAUAAAUGCCAAGAUUCAGCUGAUGGAAUAAACUUUGCUACUGUGAACCUGUUGACUCAGGAUGAAUGUGAGUAUAUGCUGAAAAUGGAACAAAACGAGGGAAGUAUGUUUAACUCUGAAUAUGAGAUGUGUGGGGGGAAGAAAACUAUUUUACCAGACACUAGGAGUGUUUUCAUCAAAUUAAGAAAAUCUAAAGAAGAGUUGAAAAAGGAUGCUGCUGCAUAUGAGAAGAUAUCUGGAGAUGCUGCUCUAACUACCAUGAAUAAACCUUCUAAAUAUAAGUUUGUGUUCCAAGGAAAUCAGAAGGAUCUAACCGGGCUUCCUGAUGAUUAUUCAUACAACUGGUUUUUAGGAGGACGAGACACCUGUCAAGGAGAUUCUGGCGGACCACUCUGGAGGAAUGUAAAGGUUGAUGGUAAAGUUCGAGCCACCGCUACUUGGUGUAUUCUCUGGAGGGGUUGGAUGUGCAGGGUUCAACAAUCCUGGGAUAUACUCCAGAGUGACGAGACUGCAUGAUUGGUUGAAGAAGCUUGUUACUGAUAACAUGGAGGGUGGAGAAAUGUGUCCCAAAUAAAAUGAAGAAUGGCGCAGAGAUGUAUCAUGUGUCCCAAAAAAUCAACGAAAUCAUCUCAUAACCUUUUUGACAAAUUCAAAAUGAUAUUGAAAUAUAUCAAAUUUAGCAAGAAAAAAAUUUCAUUGUAUUGUAUAACUAUAAUUGUAUGAAUAAACACAAACGAUGCAA